AUGAAGCCCGGAACGUUGCUGCUAGUGUCUGCCUUUCUGAAAGGCAUUGACGCGGUCCGCCGACCAGCUGAUCUUCUCGUUCCUGCCCAGCCGAACGAGGUGCUGACCGGUCGGGAGCUGAAUGGCAUGAGCAAGAAGGUUCUAGCCGACGCUAGCCAACUGUCCGAGAAGCGUGAGGCCGAAAAGCAAUCUCACCCUCGUUUCCCUUACGGCCUUGGCGCCAAGAUCAAGAGCAAGACCAAGGGCAUCUACGCUCACGGCCACGGCCACGGCCACGGCCACGGCCACGCUCACGACCACGCUCAUGACCACGCUCAUGACCACGGCCACGGCCACGGCUACGGCCACGGCUACGGCCACGGCCACGGCUACGGCUACGGCCACGACCACGGUUACGGCCACUGCUACACCUACGACUACUACGACCACCAUGCCAUUCUCAAACACGACCACAACAACCACGACCCAUUCGUAUCUGUUAGCGCCUCGGCAGAAUGGCCCCUGCACCCUGUCUACCUCUACCCACAACACUACUGGUGCUCCGUGUGCCAGUGCCGGCUUUCUAUGUAG
This is a messenger RNA of Ustilaginoidea virens, 570 nucleotides long. RefSeq lists its product as uncharacterized. The coding region runs from base 1 to 570 and encodes 189 amino acids. NCBI's taxonomy places the organism in Eukaryota, Fungi, Ascomycota, Sordariomycetes, Hypocreales, Clavicipitaceae. The transcript is spliced from 2 exons. The record is from RefSeq and is a predicted model, not a curated record.